Messenger RNA from Ceratitis capitata (Mediterranean fruit fly), 1615 nucleotides. Its product is annotated as cell wall protein DAN4. Lineage: Eukaryota; Metazoa; Arthropoda; Insecta; Diptera; Tephritidae. Bases 170 to 1531 code for a protein of 453 amino acids. The record is from RefSeq and is a predicted model, not a curated record. The transcript has 3 exons.
GUGAAAUAAAGUUGGCUUGCUCGAAGGGAAACACCGUUUUCCGUCUAAGCAUCCAGGACUUUUGUUUGCAACUUUUGUCAAAUUCCGACUGAGGAUAUCAUAGUCAUCUCUGCAGAAGUUUAAUAUAAACAAAAAUAAAUAAAUAAAUAAAUAAAUAUACAAAGCAAAUAUGAAAUACACAGUUUAUGGACUGUUGAUUUUGCAGAUUACUUUGGGCUCAUUAGAAGUUUCCUCGACGAGUGCUGAUCACAAAGUACUGUUGUUAACUGAAUCAGAGACCAACAAAAAUGUUUUGGAUACAAAAACCAACGAAAAUGAAGGAAAUACGAGCAAACGAGCAGCGAGAGCUCUAACAGCCAAUCGAAACUCUUCCUCUAUUCAACAAGGCGUCAAGCUCCUUUUUCAAAAUCAAGUAUUUGUGCUUCCUGAACCGGCUGCUGAAGAAGACGCCGUUGAAAUCCAAACCACACCAACAACGCAAUCAACAACUGCAGCACCAACUACCACAACAACGCAAACAACAACUUCAACACCAACUACCACAACAACAGCAACAACAACUACCACAACAACAGAAUCGACAACGUUAACACCAACUACCACAACAACCCAAUCAACAACGUCAACACCAACUACCACAACAACCCAAUCAACAACGUCAACACCAACUACCACAACAACCCAAUCAACGCCAUCAACUACGUCAACAACGCAAUCACCAACAUCAACACCAACUACCACAACAACCCAAUCAACGACAACAAAUCCAACUACCACAACAACCCAAUCAACAACUGCAGCAACAACUACGACAACAACGCAAUCAACAACAACAACACCAACUACCACAACAACCCAAUCAACGACAACAGAUCCAACUACCACAACAACCCAAUCAACAACUGCAGCACCAACUACGACAACAACGCAAUCAACAACAUCAACACCAACUACCACAGCAACCCAAUCAACGACAACAUAUCCAACUACCACAACAACCCAAUCGACAACUGCAGCACCAACUACGACACCAACGCAAUCAACAACAUCAACACCAACUAUCACAACAACUGCAACACCAACUACCACAACAUCGCAAUCGACAGCAGCAGCCCCGACUGAUGCUCCCACCAAGUACCCAUGCCCUUCGCAUUUAUCACGCCCAAAAUAUCCACUGCAUCGUGCAGCGCCAGCACGUCCAAUAUACGCACGCUAUGAUACCAAAGUCGUGCGAACGCAACCUUCAGUUUAUCAUUAUCCCAGGAUGUCAGCGGUAGAUAAUUGCUUCCAGGUACGGGAUAAUAGAGGUAUUGCGCGCACAGUGUGCUAUCCACGACAAGCAGCGUUGAACCAAGCUUCAGUAAGUCGGAUAGUUAGGCCUCCAGUGGCUCCGCCUGUUGCAACACAGCGUUGUUAUGGUCAACGCUGCUUCGGGGGUCUUGCCGUGGCCCGACAACCGGUUCGAUUCUCAACACCAAUAAGAAAGCCUUCAUAUCGUGUGCUUCAGCCACGUACCUCCUACUACGGCUAGUCGGCGUUAAUAAAGUGUAGAAUAAUUUUAGAUCUAUUUAGCUGGUAAUUUCCGCAUUCUUUAAUCGGGUUCGGAACACUUUUG